Lactuca saligna is the source of this 357-nucleotide messenger RNA. NCBI's taxonomy places the organism in Eukaryota, Viridiplantae, Streptophyta, Magnoliopsida, Asterales, Asteraceae. The record is from the annotation of a GenBank genome assembly.
AUGUGUUUUUGGGAUCUACGUGCUCCUUGGUUAGAACCCACAAAGGGUCCAAAUGGGUUGGACUUAAGUCGGCUGAAAAAAUACAUACAACCUUGGCAAGAACGUCAUUCCGCAGAAUAUAUGACCCAUGAUCCUUUAGGUUCUUUAAAUUCCGUGGGUGGCGUAGCUACCAAGAUCAAUGCAGUCAAUUAUGUCUCUCCUAGAAUUUGGUUAGCUACUUCUCAUUUUGUUUUAGGAUUCUUCUUCUUCGUAGGGCAUUUGUGGCACGCAGGAAGAGCUCGUGCAGCUGCAGCAGGAUUUGAAAAAGGAACUGAUCGUGAUUUUGAACCUGUUCUUUCCAUGACCCAUCUUAAUUGA